Messenger RNA from Cavia porcellus (domestic guinea pig), 999 nucleotides. It is a transcript of the gene Cd1c2, whose product is annotated as CD1c2 molecule. Gene Ontology annotation, biological process: immune response; positive regulation of T cell mediated cytotoxicity; antigen processing and presentation, exogenous lipid antigen via MHC class Ib. Lineage: Eukaryota; Metazoa; Chordata; Mammalia; Rodentia; Caviidae. Gene Ontology annotation, cellular component: external side of plasma membrane. Gene Ontology annotation, molecular function: endogenous lipid antigen binding; lipopeptide binding; exogenous lipid antigen binding. The record is from RefSeq and is marked provisional.
AUGCUGUUUCUACAAUUUCUAUUUGUGGAUGUUGUCCUUGGAGGGAGUAUCACUGAAAAUGUGGUCCAGGAAAACAUUUCAUUGUACUUAAUGCAGAUCUCAUCCUAUGCCAACCAGUCCUGGACACAAAAUCUUGGCUCUGCUUGGCUGGAUCAGUUGCAGACUCACAGCUGGGACAGUGAGUCAGGCACAAUAAUUUUCCUACAUGCCUGGUCCAGGGGCAACUUCAGCAAUGAAGAGGUGACGGACAUGCAGCUGCUAUUACGUGUCCAUUUUGCUGAAUUAACAUUGGACGUUCACCAACAAGCCAGUCAGUUACAGUUCAAAUAUCCCUUUGACAUACAGGUGAGACUUGGAUGUGAGCUGCACUCCAGAGAGACCACAAAAAGCUUCCUCCAUGUAGCUUUUAAUGGAUUAAAUUUCCUGAGUUUCCAACACAAAUCAUGUGUGCCAUCUCCAGAGGGUGAGACUAGGGCCCAGAAGGCCUGUGAUAUACUCAAUACUUAUGAAGCCACCAAGGAAAUAGCAUACUAUGUCAUGAAUGACAUCUGCCCCCGUUUACUACUGAGUCUCCUGGAAGCAGGAAAGAUGGAUCUUCAGAGACAAGUGAGACCAGAGGUCUGGCUAUCCAGUAGUCCCAACCUCGAGCCUGGUCGACUUUUGCUGGCUUGUCAUGUCUCUGGUUUCUACCCAAAGCCUAUUUGGGUGAUGUGGAUGCGAGGUGCACAGGAACAACUGGAAACUAAACAAGGCGAUAUUCUUCCACAUGCUGAUGGGACAUGGUAUCUUCGGGUGACCCUGAAUGUGGUAGCUGAAGAGGCAGCUGGGCUGUCUUGUCGAGUGAGGCACAGCAGCCUGAGAGACCAAGACAUCAUCCUCUACUGGGGACAUGGCCUUUCGGUGAUCUUGAUUGCCUUGGCAGUGAUAGUGCCCCUGGUGCUUCUGAUAGUUCUUGUGUUGUUGUGUAAGAAACGUUGCACGUAUCAGGGUAUCCCAUGA